UCCAUUUUUGGGCUCUCAGCCAGCUCGCAGCGUCCGGCCAGCUCUGAGAGUGACUUUGGGUUUCCAGGUCGUCGGAUCGGAUUGCUUAGAGUUCUUCUGAGUCAGCUCCUCUACAAACAACAGAGCACUGUUUGGAGUUGUUUCCUGCCGAGGACCAGCACGACUCCCACCAUCCUUCUCAGCCUCUGAUGCUCGUUUCUAAAGCCGAUGACCACUGACACCCCAGAGCUGAUGAGCUGAGCUAGCUGCCCAAGGAUGCCUUGGUCAAGCCUCCAAUGUGGAAGGUGGGGCCUAACUUCACAAUUUACAGCUGUGUGGAAACAGACUGGGAUCAAGGAGUUUGCAGCCAACCUCAGGAGCUCUCACCCUUGCUCAUGCUGGUGCCGACCUCCAGCCAGCAGAUGCUGAUACUAUGUAUCUGAAGGGACUGAGACUUUGGUUCCUGAAACUUUGCCAAGCACCCUGGCUCAUUCAAUGCAAAUGUUCUUUCUACCUUUGGAAAUUUGAAAAGAAAAGAAAAAGAUCUACCAAAUAGUUUGCAGCCUGGGGUUAUCUUUUGUUAAUCCCUAGGCAAGCAGGUCUUGUUUUAACUUUUCAAGAAAGAGGGAAAUACCAAAGUGAUGUCAGUCAGUGGGUUCCUGUUCCUGGUUCUCUGACUCCAAUUCCCACCCCUUGUCUAUGACCUCUCUUCACUAGGACCCCUGAGGGAUUGCAAGAGAGUCAGUCCUGGAUUAGGAGACAGACAACCUCACUUGCUCUUCAUGGACAACAGAUGUAUAGAGUGGAAACCACACAGCCUCCAAAGGCAGAACACAUACAGAAGUGGGUCUGAAUUCCUACUCCACCUUGAGCCGUUUGAGUAACAUCUAGGUUGAGGUGUCAGGGAGUUAAAGGACAGGGACUCUGGACCCAGACUGGGGACAAGACCAGCUGCCCCACCAACUUGCCAGGAACAAGAAGGGGAAGUUGUUAUUUUCUGGGAUCUGGUUACAGCAGAAGAAGCAUCGGCUCCAAGGCUGCUCUGGGGGGUAACUGGAAAUUGGAAGACCCAACGACAGCUCAACACUCUGGAUUUGGGGUCUUCUCUCCAUGGGUGCAGCACCCAUGCUUGGCUUGUGAGCUUUAUCGCAGGAGAGCAGCCAUGGCAUUGAGGAAUGUGCCCUUUCGCUCAGAGGUCCUGACCUGGGACACCGACAACCUUGCGGACUAUUUCAGAAAGCUGAACUACAAGGACUGUGAAAAAGCAGUGAAGAAGCACCACAUUGAUGGGCCACGGUUUUUGAACCUAACAGAAAAUGACAUACAGAAGUUCCCUAAACUGCGGAUGCCGCUUCUCAGUAAGUUAAGUCAAGACAUCAACAAGAAUGAAGAGAGGAGGAGCAUUUUUGCACGCAAACCCCAAGUGCAGCGGUUUCCUGAAGAUAGAGAAAGCCAUGAAGAGGACAACGGGGGAUGGUCUUCCUUCGAGGAAGAUGACUAUGAAAGUCCCAACGAGGAUCAGGAGGAGGGUGACGGUGAUUAUGAGUCUCCCAAUGAAGACGAGGUGGUGCCGCCUGUGGAGGAUGAUGCCGACUAUGAGCCACCACCCUCCAACGAUGAGGAAGCACUGCAGAACUCCAUCCUGCCUGCCAAGCCUUUCCCCAACUCCAUGUACAUUGACCGGCCCCACUCCGGGAAAUCCCAGCAGCAGCCUCCUGUGCCCCCCCAGAGACCCAUUCCAGGCCUCCCUCCUCCCACAGCUGCCCGGAAUCACUUGCCACCACCCCCACUCCAAUCCAACCACGAAGAGCCUAGCAGAAGCAGAAACCAAAAACCAGCAAAGAUCCCUGCUCCUUCCAUAGACAGAAGCACGAAACCUCCCCUGGAUCGAUCAUUAGCUCCAUUUGACAGAGAGCCCUUCGCACCAGUAAAGAGACCUCCGUUUUCUGACAAGCCCUCCACCCCUGCGGGAAGGCCUCUUGGGGAGCACUUACCCAAGAUACAGAAGCCUCCUUUGCCACCAACCACAGAAAGACAUGAAAGAAGCACUCUCCCAGGAAUAGGGAAGAAGCAACCUAUGCCAAGGCCCGGAUGGGGACCAGACAGAAGAGAGAAUGAUGAAGAUGAUGUGCAUCAAAGACCUUUGCCCCCACCAGCCCUGCCCUCGGUGAGCUCCAACACUUUCUCUUCAAGACCUACCAAACAAACUUCCAAGUACUCCCUCCCGGCACCUCACGUCCCUGGAGGGUUCUCAGACAGUAACAGUGGUUUUCUACAGAGUGCCUCCCUGCCACCAUACUUCCCUCAAGGCUCGAGCAGCAGAAUGCAGCCUAGAGUUGAUAACAGGAACUUCUCCUUGCCAGUUCCAGGCAAACAUCGGCCACCAUCUCCUGAGGAAGAAGAGAAUCCAUUAAAUGAAGAGUGGUACGUUUCUUAUAUUACCCGACCAGAGGCAGAAGCUGCUCUUAGGAAGAUAAACCAGGAUGGCACAUUUCUGGUCAGAGACAGCUCUAAAAAAACAAUAACAAAUCCGUAUGUCCUCAUGGUAUUGUACAAAGACAAAGUUUACAACAUCCAGAUCCGUUAUCAAGAGGAAAGCCAAGUUUACCUGUUGGGAACAGGACUCCGCGGGAAAGAGGACUUUUUGUCUGUCUCAGAUAUUAUUGACUACUUCAAGAAAAUGCCACUUCUGCUCAUUGAUGGGAAAAACCGAGGUUCCAGAUACCAGUGCACGUUAACGUACUCUGCGGGCUGUCCCUAGCAAGUCAGCCAAGUGCACCAACCUUCCUCCUGCCUCUGUUAACAGCAUGGGAAGAUUAAGCAGCCCUGGUGAAGGAACAAACACUUAGAACUGAAUCAAACACCUCAAUUUUAACGCAAGUUUUUGCCCUUUCAUUUAAAAAGCAAAGUGUUUGAAAUGAAGUCUGUCAAUAUCCCAUAAUUUAUUUAUUCUUCUUCAGUGUCUGUAAAAUGCAUGAGUAGUGAUGUUCACACUUGAAAUCUAGUUGUGCACUGUAAUAAUUCAUUUUAAAAAAUGUUUGUUUUGAAUACCCAUUUCAAAGUACAGUGAUUUAAACAAUUAUGGAAAUAAUUUGGAGCAAGUUAAAAAACAUUGAAACAAUAAUCGUUUUUGGUUCCACAUGAAACUGAUUUUUGUGUAGCCAAAGCUUUGUCAGAAACAAUCAUCAGUUUUAUAUAUGUAAUUUAAAAAUUACUAAAAAUUCACAUUUUUAGUAAUUUAAGAGGUUUCACAGUUAUUUCAUUAUUUUUUAUUUGGCAGUGUUUGCUGGGGGGGAUUUUUGUGUACUUUUUUAUGGAAAGAUGAGUGUUUGGAUAACUUCCUGAGAUUAAAAUUAAUUUACCUUUUGCUUUACU
This is a messenger RNA of Talpa occidentalis (Iberian mole), 3354 nucleotides long. It is a transcript of the gene LCP2, whose product is annotated as lymphocyte cytosolic protein 2. The transcript is spliced from 25 exons. Gene Ontology annotation, biological process: cell surface receptor protein tyrosine kinase signaling pathway; intracellular signal transduction. The record is from RefSeq and is a predicted model, not a curated record. Gene Ontology annotation, molecular function: protein binding. The coding region runs from base 1142 to 2740 and encodes 532 amino acids. NCBI's taxonomy places the organism in Eukaryota, Metazoa, Chordata, Mammalia, Eulipotyphla, Talpidae.